GCUGGGGUAGGCGAAAAGACAGAUUCCUAAUGCAAGAAAUGUAUAUGGCCAAUAAAGUGAUCUUAUCUUAUCUAUACUCUGUAGCUCACAGGCAGCUUGUUGACUAAGGCUGUAGAAUCCUCAUACCUGUACCCCACACGUACAAAGGGCUAUUAUCCCGAGCUAAAAAAACCCUGCCCCCUGCCCCCACCCCAACAACAGGAAGGGAAAAGGUGGGGACAGACCCCAGAUUUCAUUUAAAUGUGUAAAUGCACAAUUGUAGACGUAUAUACAGCAGUUCAUGUAUUCUGUUUAUACACUGACCAGAAGGAAGCAGUUCUCUGAAAACCACACAGCUCUCUUGCCUGGUAUAUAUUUUUCAAUACAUGUACUACUAGUAGACACUGUCAUUAAAAUGAUCACAACCAGGAGGAGCAGGUCAAGUUAUUAAAAACCACACCACACCAAACAACACUGAAGAUGUGUUGAGGACAGUGGUGUGGGUGGUGACACUGCGCAUUCUACCUGUUUUCACCUGGUCUCAGAUCUGAAUCACCUGGAUUUUCCCAGCCAGCGAAGAUGAUGUAAGUCUGCUGCUCAUCAGUUCAACCAUACACUGACAGCCUCCCAGAGUCUAGUCAUUUGAUGAGGUGUUCUAAUAUGUUGACAAUGGUGUGUGGGUGUAUAUAUAUAUAAACAGUGUUCAAGAAUAAAGGUAUAUUGAUCAAAUCUAUCUAAAAAUAAACAUUUAAUCAUUUUUCAUCAUUUUUACAGAAAUUCAAUUUUUUUUACUGGCUUAUAUGAAAUUCAACAAAGAGCUUCCUUCAUAGAUGUGUAACAGAAAAAAGCAAUAACAAACCAGAACUAAAACUUUAUCUUAAAGUAACUGAACUAUCAGACAAGUUGUAUAUGUUAAAAGACAAGUACAUACUGUAUCUGUUAACAGAGAUUACAAGUUUUAUCUUAUCAUCUCAAAAGAUUUAACAACCUUGUAGGAACAAUCUAUUCUAUAUACAGCUUUCAGAGCUAAAAAUGAUUAGAACAAUCAACAGUACGAUGAUGUCUCAAUUCCAUGAAACACAUAAAUGGCUUUGCUUUCUUUAAAACCCAUUUUCUGUUUGCUCUUCACCUGCUGUCAAAAUGUGCAUGCAGGAUUCAUUAUCAUUGGCACUCAAAUAUACAUUUUAUUUACACCUAACGACAACUCUUCAAUUGUGACUUUAGCUUACUGCAUUAAUGAAGUAAAAUCAAGGAUGUGUGAAAACAUUUUGUCACUCAACUCUGAUAAAACUGAGGUUCUGUUGUUUGGAGGUAACAGUACAGAUAGGACUGCUAUAACCUCAGGUACCCAACUGUGAGGGUUUCAAAUUUUCCCUCCAAGAUUCGGCACAUAAUCUAGCCGUCAUCUUAGACGAAAGGCUCACAUUUAACUCUCAUGUCAAUGCAGUAUCGAAGGCAUGCUUCCUACAGUUAAGAAAUAUUGCAAAACUAAGGCAUGUUCUCUCCAAUCAGGCCACAGAGAGACUAAUACACGCUUCUGUAUACAGCAGAUUAGAUUACUGUAAUGCCCUACUAUCAGGCAGCACCUAUCGCACUUUCAACACCUUACAGCAAAUUCAAAACGCAGCAGCUAGAAUUGUUACCAGGAGUAGAAAAUACAACCACAUAACGCCUAUACUUAGCUCUCUUCAUUGGCUUCCUGUCAGGUACAGGGCAGACUUCAAAAUUCUUCUACUUACUUAUAAGGCUCUCAGAGAUCAGGCACUUGUCUAUCUAAUUGAGCUGAUUAAUGUAUACAAUCCAAGCCACCCACUUAAAUCACUGAACGCAGGUCUUCUUCUUAUUUCACAUAACAGCUGGUGGUAAAGCCUAAAGCUACAGGGCCCCUAGUUUAUGGAACAGUCUGCCAGCCUACGUACAGGAUGCCGAGUCAAUCACUGCAUUGCAACUACGGCUGCUGGGGCUGUACAUGCCAUUGUGUGUCUCAGUGUUGGCCUAACGGGUAGAUCCAAGAGGGACAUCGUGAAUACAGCUAUCGUUUAGGAGGAUUUGCUGGUCAAAGAGAUCUGCAUGGAGUACUGGUACACAGAAGGACUAUGACAGAAGGCUAAAUACUCCACACUUAGUACUUUUCUUUAACUGUAUGAUGUUAGCAUGCCCAGAGGGGUUGGGCAGCCAGUUGACCUUGGACCCCUAGAGGUUUUUUUUUCUCCUUCCUGACAAGUUUCCAGUUCCUCUCCUGCGUUAUCUUCUGGAUUGUUCUCUGUGUUGUAAUGUCAUGUAGUGUCACAUAGCUUUGUUAAGUGCCUUGGGUCAACCUUGUUGUGAAAGGCUGUAUAUACAAAUAAAUCAAAUCGAAUCAAAUUGAAUUAUGUGGCCCAGUGUUGAACACUCCACUUGCUGAGACUGAUGGUGAUGUGACUGCAAGGCACUACAUCAGUCAGGACCUGGGACCACACCUGCUGCCCCUCCUGCACACUCAUACUGUUAUAAGCGGAUGCACUGCUUGCCAGACCCGUGUCUUCCAGGGCAGAGCUUUCCAAACUGUGUGCCCUGACAAGGUUAUGAAAUCAGAAAAGAUUGUGCUUGAAAAGUGAGGAUCAGGAGCUCUGUGGAGCUCAUGCCAGCUUUAAAUAAAAUAAUAAUUUAACUAAACUCAAAUGUGUCUCAUUACAAUUGUAGUCUGAACUCAAAAUAAAUGUUAUGUCUCGCUGUAUUAAAACUUACCGUAAAUAAUCAUUUGACGAACGGUGAAUGGUUUGCAACAAUAAAUGUGCUGCAAGCUUAAAAAGUUAUAAGGUAUCAUAUUGUGAAAACACAGAAGUCACUUUCAUCAUGGAAGAUAAAGAGGUAGAAACUGAGACACCUAUUAUUUUCCAUUUGUUUGAGUAAGCAAGGCUAUUAAUAUCUGAUAACAGAAGCUUGCAAAUAAGACCUUUAAUCUCAAAUAAAGUUUGAAUGCCAUUCCAUUAUAUAAACUUUACAGGAACAGGCUGUUUGGCAGAAGACAGCAGGUUUUAAAUUAUGCAGGUUUUCCCUCACCGCUUUGUUUUGAGAUCACAUUUCGCUCCUGAAUUGAAAACAUGUUCAGAUAUUUUGUUGAAUUACAAAUUGAAAAUAAAAAAAACAGAUGCGCGCCUAUUUAAAUGGAAUAUUUUUCAUCAAAACUAGAAUACUCAUACAUGACGCUUUUAACACUUUCAAGAAGUUAAAUAUAACCUAGAACAGCAAAAGAGAAUCAGAAACUAUAUGAUUGCGUAAGCAUUCACCCCCUAAGCUAUGGCAAAUAUGUUCAACGCGCAUCCCAGAGUCAUAAAAUGACAAUGCAAACGCAGGGCAAAGGGUUUUGUGGUCAGGCGAGACACAAUCAGAGCUUUCUGGUCUGAAUCAAAAGCGUUUAGUUCUGGCACAAACCCAACACCGCACAUCACCCAGUCCACAGCUUCCCUCCUGCCAAGCAUUCUGGGGGCAACGCAGGGUUGGAAAGAGGCGAGUUCCCCAGGGGGGGGGGGGUCAUUUAGGAGAACCACAUUCUCCAGAAUCCCACGGGAAAGGACCGAAUUGGCGGCACCUGGAGGCUUUAGCUCCUAGGCCAGUCAGAGGCUGUCUUUUCACAGACCCUCGCGGUUUAGUGAGACAGGGAGUAUUCAAAAAGACAACUCAGAGAUAAAGGUUUUUGGUAAGCACUACAAGCCAGAGGGGAUAAUGGCGGGAUAAAACUGGUAGCAGCCUCGGCCGUUUUCCGGGCCAGGACCCUGCGAAAUAAGAAGAGGGUUAACGAGCGCAGCUGGCCAAGCGGAAUCAACCGAGAGAGGUUAUUGCCGCUGCUAUCCAGGGAAGACAUAAUACGGUUCAAGUGGAGACCCCCUGCCACGCUCUCAGAAAGGGCAGUAUGUCAUCGUUCUGCUUCUCAUCAGCAGAGACCAGAAAGCUUUCGGGUUUCGGGGGAAAACCGCAAAGAAAAACUGAACCUCAGAGGAAAACCUGAUACUGAGAGUCUGGUGAAAAGCUGGCAGCAGCUCAUUCACAACUCGCUGAUGCUGCGUCUCCACCUAGAACUGACUCAGGGCGGGAACACUUACGAAAUCUUCUUUGCCCCCUAAGAGAGGAUCUUCAGACCCAUGACCAGUGAUGAAUUUUAAGAAGGAUAAUAAGUUGCUCUGCAUCAGCCCAUGUUUUUCUCGCGACACUCCCCUUUAAACACCGAGCCGCACAGCGUGAUGAGAAAGAAAUCCCUCAAGAACCAUUUGAAAUUCAGUUCCUGAUUUUGAUCAAUCACUGUCAUGCAAUCCAUUCAUGGCUGAAUAACCGAUAGCACUCCUCUCAGUUAUUAUGCCCAGAGUCUCCUCGUUCAGAAGCAAAGUCACACAGCGCACCCUGGGACGAGCCUACAGCUGUUCACCAUCCAGGUUCAAGACAGAAGAGAAGUGCCUUCAGUGAAGAGAUUGCACAACACCUGAAACCUCUCUGAAGGGUUCAGCGAAGCCCUUUCUGCUCCUGAAGGGAGGUUCAGGUGCCUAAACUGGACCUGCUGACAGACGCAGCCACUUGCAUGUCAUGCCUCCCAGGAAAAGAGCUCUGCGCCCCGUCGGCCGAAGCCGAAUGCCCAAGCCUGAGCCCAGCUUCUUCCCUUUCGACCUGCUGCCGCUGGAGUGCCAGGUGCACGUGCUGUCCUUCCUCGGCGAGGUGGACAAGUGCAGCGCGGCGCUGGUGUGCUUCAGCUGGAGCUGCGUCGUGCGCUCGGGGAAGCUGUGGAGGGUGGCGGACUUCUCCCGGCGGGGGGCUUUCCACGCGGGCCAGGAGGGGCUGCUGGUGUCCAGCCGCGAGUUUGAGCGGUGGAAGGCGUGGGUCCACCACUAUGCCCACCACCUGAUCUCCCGGGGGGCCAGCCUGCUCACCCUCAAGGCAAGUUUCGACCUGGGGGACCAGCACCACAAAUGGGGCGACUUGCUGUCCAACCUUCUGGAGAGCAUCCACUGCAGAGACCUGAGCCAGGUGGACCUCAACUGGACGUUCACCCUGCUGGAGCCCCUGGAUCUCCGCCUGCAGCCCGCGUCCGGGUCCAGCUCGCAUCUGGAGAGCGUCACAAAGGCGGACCAGGUCAAUAACUUCCAGGUCCUGCUCGCGCAGCUCGCCCACAGCUGCCCCCGCAUCACGAAGAUGCGCCUGCAGUUUGACUGGUCCGACACCUCGGUCUCGCUGUUGACCCGGUUUCAGCACCUGCGCGUCCUGGAGCUCAAGUACUUCUGGGUUUUCAAAGGGGUCAGCCAUAGCUCUCUGGAGACGCUGAGCAAGUCACUGCCCAACCUGAAGUCCCUGACGCUGCACGUGUUGGUGCCCCUCAGGAGCCUGGGUGUCUCCUACAAGCUGGAGUCCCUGUCCCUGGAGUUCCUGGACGUGACUCAGAGCCGGGGCCUGGUCUUCUCUUGCCUCAACCUGCCCGCGCUGCGGGAGUUUCGUGCCAAGAAGAUCGUGCGGGGCAUCACUCUGGACCGUCGGACCAGGCUGAGGAUACAGAGCCGGUGGCCGUGUCUGUACCAGGUGCUGCGCGAGGGCGCGCCGAAGCUGCAGGCCCUCAACAACGAACGGCUGCUGCCCAGCUGGAAGGAACAGAGUUACCGGGAGCUGGCCUCCCUUCUCCAGCAGUGCUGCUACUGCCCGCAGCACCUGGACAGCUGGCUGUGGUGACCAGACCUCCCUGGGAAAUCACUGGGGCCGCAAGGCCAUUGCAGUCAUUCGCUGACAGCUACUACCGGCCUGGCGAGCUCGCCUGGCUGCACUGUGACGAUCUGACAUUUCAUUAAUCAAGUCUCAUUUAAUUCCAUCUUAAAGAUGGAAAAUCGUUUUUUUUUCCUCCUUUUUUUGCCAUGUUUUACUUUGAAAAACAGAGUGUUGAAAAUAGUAUUUUUGAUAAUACUGAAAGAUCGGUUUGCCCGGCAUUAUUCCUGUUUUUGCAAACACUGUAUUUCAUGUUAAUAAAAUUCUGCUGAAGUUUUA
This is a messenger RNA of Lepisosteus oculatus (spotted gar), 5976 nucleotides long. The record is from RefSeq and is a predicted model, not a curated record. Lineage: Eukaryota; Metazoa; Chordata; Actinopteri; Semionotiformes; Lepisosteidae.